Messenger RNA from Microthlaspi erraticum, 336 nucleotides. NCBI's taxonomy places the organism in Eukaryota, Viridiplantae, Streptophyta, Magnoliopsida, Brassicales, Brassicaceae. The record is from the annotation of a GenBank genome assembly.
AUGAGCUUUCCAUACAUCAAAUACUUCACGGAUAUAGUGGAGGGAAAGAAAAGGGUUGGACCACCAACGAAAGAUGAUUUUGAUGCGGCUCACAGGUUAGUCCAAUUCCUCAUUAUCUUCUACAAAGCCACAAUUUUUCUCUCUGCGUCAAACAGUGUUUGCUCCCACAAGUUGUAUCAUGCGAUUGUGACUAUGUCUUCAAACAUCUCGUUGCUGAGUACUAAUCCUGGUCCGGAUGAAGUUUUACGUGAGAAAGCCUUUGCAAUGUUGAUGAAACUAGGCAAGUAUUGGGAUCCAUUUGAUAAAAGGGUAGAGAUGAACAAGCUGGUAUUUUAG